Eruca vesicaria subsp. sativa (arugula) is the source of this 1767-nucleotide messenger RNA. Lineage: Eukaryota; Viridiplantae; Streptophyta; Magnoliopsida; Brassicales; Brassicaceae. The record is from the annotation of a GenBank genome assembly.
GUGCGUGGGUCGCUUCGGUGAGUGGAGGAGACAGUACAGCUAAGCUCAAAGCCCGAAAGCUUUGUUAAAGCUCAUAGUUCAGUGUGUUUGUCUACCUUUUUUUCGUUUCACGAAGUCUCAGAUCGGAGACCCUUGAGAGAUGAGGUGGAGUCUCGUGGCGGCGAUACUGACGGUGGCGGUGGUUUUCCCUAGAGCAAGUUCGAUUGGAGCGAACUGGGGAACUCAGGCCUCGCACCCUCUUCCUCCAGAUAUAGUGGUGAGGAUGCUGAGAGACAAUAAUAUUCAGAAAGUGAAGCUCUUUGACGCUGAGUACGAUACUCUCAGAGCUCUGGGAAACACCCACAUCGAGGUUAUGGUUGGUAUACCCAAUGAGAUGCUAGCUACUCUAGCUUCAAGCCUCAAAGCCGCUGAGAAGUGGGUUGCUAAAAAUGUUACUACUCACAUCAAAACUGAUAACGUCAACAUCAGGUACGUAGCUGUUGGUAACGAGCCUUUCCUGUCCACUUACAACGGAAGCUACCUCGCCACCACUUUCCCCGCCCUUAGAAACAUCCAAAUCGCCUUAAUAAAAGCCGGUCUUCAAAACCAAGUCAAAGUCACUUGCCCCCUAAACGCCGACGUCUACGAAAGCUCCAACACUUUCCCCUCAGGAGGUGACUUCAGAGCCAACAUCCACGACCUCAUGAUCACAAUCGUCAAGUUCUUAAGCGACAACGGCGGCCCCUUCACCGUCAACAUCUACCCUUUCAUCAGUCUCUACAACGACGCCAACUUCCCUGUAGAUUACGCCUUCUUCGACGGCAACUCACAGCCUGUCAGCGACGGUGGAACAUUCUACUACAACAUGUUCGACGCAAACUACGACACUCUAGUUCACGCCCUUGAGAAGAACGGCUUUGGAAACAUGCCGAUUAUAGUCGGUGAGAUUGGUUGGCCUACGGAUGGAGACAAGAAUGCAAACGUGGAGUUUGCUAGAAAGUUCAACCAAGGCUUCAUGUCUCACAUCUCAGGUGGUAAAGGCACUCCAAGAAGGCCUGGCCCAAUAGACGCCUACCUAUUCAGUCUUAUAGACGAGGAUGCUAAAAGUGUUCAGCCUGGUUACUUUGAGCGUCACUGGGGGAUAUUCACGUUUGAUGGUUUGCCAAAAUACGCAUUGAACUUGGGAACAACUAAUACAGGAGCUUUGAUACAAGCCAAAGGUGUGAGGUAUCUGCAGAAGAAGUGGUGUGUGAUGAAGCCAAACGUGAGGUUGGAUGAUCCUCAGGUGGCACCUAGUGUUAGCUACGCGUGUAGCCUUGGGGAUUGUACUAGUCUUGGUGUUGGGACGUCGUGUGGGAAUCUAGAUGGGAAGGAGAAUAUAUCUUAUGCGUUUAAUAGUUACUAUCAGAUAAAUGAUCAGUUGGAUACGGCGUGUAAGUUUCCGAAUAUAUCAGAGGUGACUAAGACGGAUCCUUCAACGGGGACAUGCAGGUUUCCGAUUAUGAUUGAGCCUUAUUACGGUGGGGCUGUCCAGAGACAGGUUUUCUUCUUCCCACUGAUGCUGGCUGUAGCUAUUGUCAUGGUCUCUAUUUUUUGAUGGUUUCUUGUCAUGUUGUUGUAGCUCUAUGUGUGAUGUGUUUGUUUUUCUUGGAUUCUAAUUUCGACCUCCCAAGAACAAGUGAAAAUUAGUGCUGUGUUCAGGGAACUAUUUGUUUAAUGUUUUGCACAUUUGAUAUCUCUAAGCUCACAAUGGAUUAGGGACCCAAAUGGGAGAUAAUAAGAAGUGUG